AUGUCAAGCGUGAAGCGGCCAUUCGACGAGGACGAGCCUCAAGAUGCUAAUAUACAUCCGUCCCGGAAACGACGCCUUGAGAAUGGAGACUCAAAGGCGGAAUAUGCGAAGCUCCUGAGUCCACACUUCAAUGGUCUUGGAGAUCCAAUCCUGGAGAACCGACUUGAAGCUACGCGCGGACUGCUGAAGGCUCUGUCAUCGGAAUCGGGUGACCAAAGAGAUCGACUCACUUAUGUUAAUACUCGACUCAUCAAAGGUGUCUGCAGUGGCGCCAAAGCAUCAAGGCUUGGAUUUUCCCUUGCCCUCACAGAAGUCCUUCGACUGGCUGGUACAGGAAACACAAAACUCCCAGUGAUCAAUGUCAUCGAUCACAUCAAUGCCCUUACAACUCCUGAAAGCAAAGAUGACAAGAAAAGGGAAUACCUGUUGGGCCGUGUCUAUUCAUACCAAGCGGUUUUGCAGAGCGGCCUUCUGAGACACGCAGCGGAGAACGAUCUCGAGAAAGUAUUUGGCGUGAUUGCGGAGCUGGCCUGUGAGAAGGACUGGGUACGCAACGAGUGUGGCGUCAUUCUGCAUGAGUUCCUCAAAGGCAAAGAGGCGAAGGCAGAUCAAGUGAAGCCUCUAAUCGAAUCCUGGUGUUCAAAAGGCAUUUCAAAGUCACCAGAAGGCGUGGCACUCUGGCUCACCGCGAAGAAGCAAUUCCCGGAUGUUAAAUUGCCAAAGGGCCAAUGGCACCACAGCAAUCCACUACAUGCACAAGAGAGGACAACUCUUACAAACGUUUUGCUUAAGAACGCUGCGAUUGUGGUGGAGGAAGGAGCAGCACCAAACAAUGCCAAAGACAAGAAGAAGAAAACUGGGUCGGGAACACGUCAAGCGAUGCCAAGUUUUGCAUGGAACGUGAUACUGGCGCAUGUGUACGAGAAAAACGAAGGCAAAGAUCUGAAGUCAUUUUGGGAAGAUUGCGUAGCGAAGCCAAUGUUCUCGGCCUCUUCCUCUACAGAAAGGAAGUUCCUUGGCCUUCAGAUCUAUUCAAAGGCAAUUGCUUCGGCGCCUGCUGAAUUACUCGGCGAUAUUGUGCACACGAACAUCAUCCGAUGCAUUGUAGAUCAGCGCGCAAAACCAGAUCGAUACCUGUUUGAGGCUGCAAAGGUGCCCUUGAACCAGAUGACAACACGGGCCAAGGACGAUCCCUGGGCAGCUGCUGAGAUGGUCACCAAAAUGCUUGAAGUCAUCCCUCCUCACUUGGAUAAGCAGACGAAGCUCACCAUCGACAGCCUUAUUGCAUCAGCGGAUCAAGAAAAUCUAAUUCAGGUGGUGAAGGUUCUGAAUGAGCUGAUUUUGGCACCAGGGGUCUUGGAGCCUGGUGAAGCCGACAAAAAGCGACGUCUCCUAGCGGAUGCGCUCUUGACCACUGUGCGAUCACGCAGAAGCGAUCCUGCUCAGCUGUUCAAUAAGGAUAACACAACUGCGCAGUGGCUUAAAUUACUUCUGCAUAGCCUUACCGACCUAGGCUUCGUGGACGUGGGCGAGAAAGCAUCGCCAUCUAUCGCGGAAAGUAGCCAGAAUGUAUUUCGAGAACGACUGCAGUCUGCUCUCGGACAUCUCGUGAGCUUGCCAUUGGUGCAAGCUGUUCGCGGUCCUCUUGUGGUUUGUGGACGACUCCACUCAUUCCGCAAGUCGCUCGCCAUUGAGCUUGACGAAAAGUCCAAGACGGCCAUCAAAGACGCUCGCAAGUGUAUGAAAGACGAAGAGGAGAAGAUGGACGGGCAAAAUCCACAGGCCGUGUCCUUGGCUUUUCAAUUGCUGCUUGGUUUGGGCACGUUGCAGGUCUACUUGCAGCAACCAGGCAGCAUCCUUGUCCUGGAAGACAUCACCGCAUGCUGCCAGAGUCCAGAAGACUCAGAAGAUUCGUCGACUAUGCUGGUGGAACUCCUGAUUAAAUUUGUGUCCCAACAAUCUGCGCUGUUUCGUAAACUCGCCGAACAGACGUUCACUGCCUUUGCACCGGAAGUCACAGCAGAAGGCCUCGAAGCGAUGAUAGAUAUUCUGUCCCAGAAGGAGACUAUGGCUGGUCAGCAAGAGCUCUUCGGGGAGGAAGAACAAGAUGCGAGUGCCGGAGGCGACGCCGAAGACGACGACGAAGAGAUGGCCUCUGACGACGUCCAGGACAUUGAGGAUGCAUCCGAUAUCGAGCUAGGCUCCGACGUGGAGCUCGUAAAUGGCAAUGAGGACGAUUCUGGCAACAAAAGCUCCGACUCCGACAGUGAGGCCGCUGCUAGUGGAGAUGACGAGCUUACUGAGUUUGAACGUAAGCUUACGGAGGCCCUUGGGACGCAAGGAAUGGCAUCUGACGAUGACGGCUCCGACAUGGACGAUGAGGAGAUGGCUGCUGUUGAUGAGAAACUGACCCACAUAUUCAAAGAACAAAAGCUGGGCAACAACAAAAAACAUCAGAACAAGGAAGCCAAGGAGAAUGUCGUCAAUCUCAAGAAUCGAAUCCUGGACCUUCUGCUGGUCUUUGUGAAAUCACAAUAUGCAAACCCGAUUGCUCUCGACUUGCUCCAUCCUCUCGUCACGUUGACACGGACGACCAGCAGCCAGCCAACAGCACGCAAGGCACUUGAUGUAUUGGAGCUUCUUUUCGACACAGCCAAGAAGAACAAGGAGACUCCCGAGGUGGAUGAUGAAGAGGAUCUGUUUCGUGUCCUGACUGCGAUCCAUGAAGAGGCCCGUAUGGGAGGCAGCAAGCUUCACGCAAGAGCUUGCAGUCGCUCAAGUCUCUUCUUGGCCAAGAUGCUGGUGAGUAUGGAUGACGGGGAGUCAUAUAAGCGCAUCUUCGCCAUGUAUGGAGACCUCUCAUGGGAAUGGCGUACGGAUGCGAAAUCAAAGCUCAGCAGCGACCUCUUCAGCGAGUGGAACAACUGGUACAUGCAAAAGUGA
This is a messenger RNA of Pseudocercospora fijiensis CIRAD86, 2943 nucleotides long. RefSeq lists its product as uncharacterized. The record is from RefSeq and is a predicted model, not a curated record. NCBI's taxonomy places the organism in Eukaryota, Fungi, Ascomycota, Dothideomycetes, Mycosphaerellales, Mycosphaerellaceae. The coding region runs from base 1 to 2943 and encodes 980 amino acids. Gene Ontology annotation, biological process: regulation of DNA-templated transcription. Gene Ontology annotation, molecular function: transcription factor binding; rDNA binding. Gene Ontology annotation, cellular component: nucleolus. The transcript has a single exon.